Didymosphaeria variabile is the source of this 4077-nucleotide messenger RNA. RefSeq lists its product as uncharacterized. The record is from RefSeq and is a predicted model, not a curated record. The transcript has 2 exons. Bases 1 to 4077 code for a protein of 1358 amino acids. Lineage: Eukaryota; Fungi; Ascomycota; Dothideomycetes; Pleosporales; Didymosphaeriaceae. Gene Ontology annotation, cellular component: TORC2 complex. Gene Ontology annotation, biological process: TORC2 signaling. Gene Ontology annotation, molecular function: flavin adenine dinucleotide binding; oxidoreductase activity, acting on CH-OH group of donors.
AUGCAGUCCACUUCACCUCCCCCGCAGACGCCCACCGUCCAGCGCCCAGACCCCUUCGAGGACUCGGACAGCGACAGCUCCCAAGUCACUCUGCAACGCCGCUCUCCCUUGCCUCCGCGCACCGUCCGGUCGCCCCAAGCCAACGAAGCGACGCCCAACUACUCGCGCCCUGCUCCUCCGCGCGAUCGCGAUGAGCAAUCCCAUGCGGGGCCCCAGCUAGGACACCGCCCGCGACAGCGCUCCCAGGGCUACUUCGAGCCCAGCCUGCCCUCCAACCAGGCCAGCAUGUCCAAUCUGGAUGCUUCGCGCAUCGCAGCCCAGACAGCCAUGCAUCCCCAACACCUGCGCAAGCGCUCGACGACGAUACCAGAACCUGGAGGAACCGCGCCUGCAGCGCGAGGGCCCUCGAGCCCACCACCCAUGCCCGGCCAACACACGGUAACUUUCAAGACGAACGGCAUGACAUACCAGAAUGGGUUGGCGGGCGGGAGCAGGAUGGCUGCAACAUCGGCGGCCAACGCUGCCUAUCCGCGGAGCCCUCUGCACUCGCCCAACAUGCAACAACCUCAAGAGCACGGCUCCCCAAAGCCGGCCUCAGUCGACUUAGCCCAAGCUCCGAAGGCAAAGGAAAAGAGCAAGAUGAAGCUAUUCUCGAAGCCGAAGAAUAUCAAAACAGACAAGAGCUUGGAACCCAAACACCAAGCCUUGCCGUCGCCAGGCAAGAUUGGCAUCGGGAUUCACAGUUCGCAGGCGCUGAACCGCAUGUUGAUGAACCAGUCGCAAACAAGUCUGGUGGAGCCCAGCAUGAGUGGUGCUGCGUCGAUAUACUCGACAGCGAAUGGCUCGACAUCAACCCUGGUCCCGAGAAACGACUCAUAUCUUCCGACCGUUCACGAAAAAGACAGGGAUAAGCACAAACAUCAUUUCCUGUCGCGACCAAAGAAGAAGGAAAAGGAUGACCACAGCCUGCCGUUGUCUUCUGCGAGCAGUACGUCUCGACUAGUCGAUCCAAAUGCCCCUCAGCCCUUGUACUCUUUUGCCGCCCCUGCAUCACCAGGACAUGCGAGUAGCUUCGCCAACUCUGUGACUGGGCUCGACUUGAGGCAUGGAGGGCGUCACCUGAGGCGCGCCAAGAAAGAAGAGAAGGCCUAUUUGGAUGCGCAGGUCGAACCCGCGUUCCGGGAUCGGAAACAGUCUUUUAGCACAGAUAGGUCAGAAUGGCCGUCUGUGAGCAGCGUCGGCACUACACCUAUGAGCACUUUUGGACCGUCGUCUAGUGCAGCGCUCUCCCAGUCUAGCGAUGCAAUGCACACUCUCGGAAGCUCAUUCAAUCUGCCUGGAAUAACGCCCGAUGAUGCUUGGCCCUUAUUGAAAGCCACAGUGUUACUCAUAUUUGCGGGCGAGGAUCCGCGGCCGCCUGUCGAAGACUUCAACGCACUUGUUAUCGUCCAUAUCAAACGGUGUAUACAAAAACGCUCGCCCAUCAUCCUUAUCGAGGACCUCAAUGAGCUUCUCAUGACUGGAUUCGGCUCGCUAGAUCAGACGCUCAGACACGUUCCUGACGACCGCCUUAUCCCCCAUUUGGUCGAGAUGUGGAUCGUAGUCUUCACAACCAUCCUCCCAUUUAUACAAGCUGUAUUUCUUCCUCUAGAUCUAGAGUUUCGCGGCUCCGGCAUCAUGUCAUCAACAGCGGCUGCCGAAUUCUGGGGUGUGAAGCUACCGGACGAAAUGAACACCAAGUCCCCUGAAAACAAGAACAUACCCAUCCUUGGCGAACUGGACGUCCGCCGCAUCACGCUUCUCAUGUUCCGAGACAUCGUUAUUCUUCCACGCUACGAUACCCUUAUGGCGAUUUUUUCUCGUCUCUCCCUAGAAAACCUCAACGCAGGUCUCGAAUCACCCUCCCCCAUACCAGACGCUCGUCCUGGAACAGCGGGUUCGGAAAGUGCACCUAUAGGUAGCUUACAAUCUGCAUCGCACAGCUCAGGCGGCUACCUUGAAUCCACAAACAGCAUGACUUCCUCAACCUUCGCUUCCACCCGCUCUCGCGCUACGUCCAACACCUCUGCCGGCUCCUUCUCCGCGCACUCGAUCCAUUCUAACCCCUCUACUUUCCUACAGCCUGGGCAACACAUUCCUGCCUCGCUCCGUGCACAGCCUAUGGACUCUGCAAAGGUCACGGAAACAGUGGGAAGGAUGCUGCAGUGUGUUAGUGUGCUGGUUAGUCUACAGUCUGGUGACGAUGCGCAGGAAAAGAUGAGCAAGUUGACGAGGGAGCUGAAGUAUAACUGGUUGGGCAGAGGAAGAACGGGCCGGCAGAGGCAUGGGUUCGUUGGUGCAAGAAGAGGUGGGGCGGGGUUGAAUUUAGCGGCGGGCGGAGCACGCCUCAGCCAGCAGCUGCCGGACUCCAGUAUUCUUGUCAUCGAAGCUGGACCUUUCGCGCCAGAUGAGGACCGCAUCAAUAUCCCGGGCUUGAAAGGCUCGACCUUAGGCACAAAGUACGACUGGAACUUCACAUCUAUCCCGCAAACACAGCUCAACAACCGUGUGAUUACGCAAUCUCGCGGCAAAGUGCUCGGUGGCUCCUCAGCCAUCAACUUGCUCAUUUGGGAUCGCGCUUCGAAAGCGGAGUACGAUGGUUGGGAGCAGCUCGGGAACCCGGGCUGGAACUGGAAUAACAUGAUCGGUGCGAUGAACAGGGCAGAGAACUUCUCUUCAUACGGCCGAUCCGACUACACAGGCACGACUGACUUCGGCAUUAAAGGCCCCAUCAAUGCUGUUGUUAACAAGUACAUGCCUAUGCACCAAGACGUGUGGCUGCCAACCUUCGACAAUCUCAAUGUCGAGCGCAAUACCGAUUGGCUCGGUGGCGACAACACUGGCAGUGCCUACCACUCCAGCACCAUCGACCCCUCCAACUACACCCGCUCGUACAGUGCCGUCGAAUACCUGCCACGUGCCGGUCCAAACUUCAAAAUCAUAUGUGACACCGAAGUCGCCAAGGUCAACCUCGAGAAGAAGGGUCACAGAUAUAUCGCUACUGGCGUCACUCUGCUCAACGGCGAUGUAAUUUACGCUGAGAAGGAAGUCAUCGUCUCAGCUGGCACGCUCAAAAGCCCUCCCCUUCUCGAGCAAAGUGGUAUCGGUGGAAAGACGAUCUUAGACCGUGCCGGUGUCGAGCAGCUAAUCGAUCUUCCCGGCGUCGGAGAGAACCUCCAAGACCACCCUCGCAUUCAGAUUUCCUACCAGCUCAAGGACAACUACACCUCUUUCGAUAAGCUCAAAGUCGACACCGACUACGCCGCCGAGCAAUACGCGCUCUGGGAGCAAGGCAAACUCUCCGCCUACGACUACGCUGCGAGCGCCUACUCUUAUCAAAACUGGAGUUCCGUGAUAGGCUACAAAGAAGCUAAUCUCGUCGAGGCCGCGAAGCGCGUCGCAGCCGAGACGAAUAAUGUGGUCAACAACAAGAAGCUUACCUGGCUCACCGACUCCGUGCUUAGCGGUGCCAUUGCCGAAGCCGAGUUCCUGCUCUCGGACGGCUACAGCGGCAACAAGGGCUACCCCAAAAAGGACGACCCUCUGUACGGAAAAGGCUUCACGACUAUCUUUGCUGCCCUGAUGCAUGAGCUCGCGCGCGGGUAUGUGCAUAUUAAUUCCACGGAUGCGUCAGCCAAACCGGUGUACAACCCGGCCUUCGCGAGCAACGAGUACGAUCGGAAAGCUCUCAUUGAGCUGAGCAAGUACAUACGGAAGAUUGCGACCACUGCGCCUUUCUCGGAGAUAUGGGUCGAUGAGUACGAGCCUGGCCUUCAGGUCGACACGGACGUUGAGUGGGAGGACUUCGUCAGGAACAACGUGAAUACAUUUUACCAUCCCGUAGGCACCUGCGCGAUGCUACCUAGAGAGGACGGUGGUGUCGUUGACUCGAUGCUGAUGGUGUACGGGACGAGCAAUCUGAGGGUGGUGGAUGGUUCGGUCAUUCCCCUGCUUGUGAGUGCGCACCCGCAGACGGGCAUCUACGGUAUUGCGGAGCGUGCGGCCGAGAUCAUCUCGGGCGUUUGGAGACAAGCCUGA